Oncorhynchus keta (chum salmon) is the source of this 3050-nucleotide messenger RNA. It is a transcript of the gene ubr7, whose product is annotated as ubiquitin protein ligase E3 component n-recognin 7. The record is from RefSeq and is a predicted model, not a curated record. Gene Ontology annotation, cellular component: cytoplasm. The coding region runs from base 746 to 1978 and encodes 410 amino acids. NCBI's taxonomy places the organism in Eukaryota, Metazoa, Chordata, Actinopteri, Salmoniformes, Salmonidae. Gene Ontology annotation, molecular function: zinc ion binding; ubiquitin protein ligase activity. The transcript is spliced from 11 exons.
UUUUCAGAAACUCCCGCCAACAGGGUGAAAUAUUAGCAUAAUCCGGAAAUCGUGCGGAAAUUGUCAUUCUGAGAGAGCUACAGUGAGGUGGUUCGAUUCAUCUAGCCCGGGCGCCCGUGUAAGCAUGUUUUGCUUUGGCUGAAAGUUGGUUACAUUCGACUUGGAACCGGGCUGCCUCCCUGGCGUGAGCCAGCUGCUCUAUCUAAAUCUGCUCAAAACAAUAGUGACGUAAUUAAGCAAGUGCAGUAAUGAGUAGGAUUCUUUCUUUUCCCAUGAAAGUGAUUGGUUUUCUGCCGUUCAAGUGAAAACUAAUUUGACAUUGCUAACAUUUAUUCGAUGGAAAUAUAUAGUAUGUAAUAGUAUAUAUAGUAUGUUUCCGGACGAUGCAACAUGAUGCCUUGUUAACAACAUGACCGACCGCACAGAUUACUGUUCAUUUUGAGAUGGGUGUUCCUCCCUCCCCGCUUUCGCCAGAUGACGUGCCGGCCCAUUGCCCGGUUCCAUCUGGGCCCGUGUAAAAUAACUCCCUCGGUGUAUCGGGUUUGAGAAUAACAUAACGUCCAGUGCGCUCCAAUGUUUUUUUGCUUAUUGUAUCUAAUUUAUUGUAUAUUUUGGUGAACAGAGCAUUUUGAUACAUUUUCUCAAGUCCUUCUGGACGUCCCUGUUUAGAUUUAUCUGGCGCUCUACAUUUUGCCCUGGAACAGGAACUUGUAUUCACACUUUUUUCACCUUCUAUUUUCCGAGAAUGGCGGCAAAUGAGGGCGAUGAGGCUACUGUUUCUUUGGUAGAUGUUUUGGAAGAAGAUGAAGAGUUGGAGAAUGAGGCAUCUGCUGUUUUAGCUGGUAGUGAUUCCGAGAAGUGUUCCUAUCCCGAGGGCUAUGUGAAGCGACAAGCCCUCUAUGCCUGCAGCACCUGCACACCAAAGGGGGGCCAGCCAGCCGGAGUCUGCCUGGCCUGCUCCUACAAAUGCCAUGAAGGCCAUGACCUUUUUGAGCUCUACACCAAAAGGAAUUUCCGCUGUGACUGUGGAAACGGCAAGUUUGAAGAGAUGAGGUGCAAGUUAUACUCAGACAAGGAUCAGUUGAACACGGAGAACAAAUACAGCCACAAUUUUGUUGGUCUGUAUUGCACCUGUAACAGGCCAUAUCCAGACCCAGAAGACCCGGUUGAAGAUGAGAUGAUACAGUGCAUUGUCUGUGAGGACUGGCUUCAUGGCAGGCACUUGGGUUGCCCUGUGCCAGAGUGUGUGGAGCUCCAGGAGAUGGUGUGUGAGUCCUGCAUGAACAAUGCUCCUUUCCUGUGGGCCUACGCCACCCAUCUGGCAGUGCCCGCUGCGACCAAAGCCAGCCCCUGCAAAGCAGAAGGGGAGGUGACGAAUGAAGAGGGGGACCGUGAGGAGGGCAAGAACACAACAGAGGCCUCCACGAGCCUCAAUAACCAGGGUGAAGAGAAGGUCAAAUCCAAUGGGGUGCCAGGCUGCAAAAGGAGGCACCAGGAGAUGGAGGGAGGCUCGCCCUCCAAAGCCCCCUCCGAGUGCAGGCUCAUGGAGCUGGGGGGCACAGGUACAGAGAGAGCAGAGUUUGGAGCUGUAUUCUGGCCAUCAGCCUGGAGAACCAAACUUUGUUCCUGUGUCAGCUGCAAGCAGAAAUCCUACGCUGAUGCUGGUAUGUCCUUUCUCCUGGAUGAGUCGGACACGGUCUUAGCCUACGAGAAUAAAGGAAAGACCACAGAACAGGAGCAGGCGGGGACCGCCGAGGGUCGCGACCCCCUGAUGUCGGCCCUUAAUACCCUGGGCCGGGUUCAGCAGCUGGAGAUAAUCCACGGGUACAAUGACAUGAAGACUGAGCUGAAGGAUUUCCUGCAGAGAUUUGCUGCAGAAGGAAAGGUAGUGACUCCCGAAGACAUCCGUCAGUUCUUCCAACAGCAGCAGAACCGCAAGAGACGACGGGCCAACGCAGGCCAGUACUACUGCAGCUGAGCAGUCUCCAUUCAGACAACUCCCGGUCUCCCCCUCCACAUUUCCCCAACACCUGUCAGUAUAGUUGUAUUCCUUUUUCUUCUUCCCACUGAAUGUCAUUGCCUUGCGUCCAAUAUCAUCUUCUAGUACAACUCCUCAGAUGUUAUGUUUAAACAAAUAAAAAUGUAGGAAAAAAAAACAAACAUGGAACAUUGUAUGAGCUUUUGUGUUAUCUUGUUCUGGGCAGUAUGCUUUGUUGUACUGUACUCGGGACGCUGCAAUGUGAUUUGUCUAUUGAGGCUAAGCAGGUUGAUGAACUGGCAUUUGGUUGAUACUUUGGUUAUCUUUUUCUAGAGGGAAUUAUUAGUCUAUCAUUGCUCUCCCUCAAACACUUUUUGUUUAAACUGGAGAGAAAGCCUAAGUUCAGUUUGCCUGACAGCAAGUGUUCCAGACAACAGACAGAGCAGUGACCCCUUGACCUUUUAUUUACCUUUUUAUUUGAAUAAACAUCAAUGGAUUUGCUCUUAAAACUCAUUAGAACAAUGCAUUAUCAAAACUGGUUAAGCUGGUCAUCGUUCCCAUAACACGCUUUCUCUCAACUCAUUCCUUUGACAAUUUAUAAUUUUGUAUUUGUCCUUAGUUGCAAUUUCCUUAGUGCCGUUACAGCUGUUUGUAGAUCGCAUGAUUGCAGAACCCUGGCCCAUUAGUACGGUUGGUAUUUUAAAGGACCACGUUAAAUGUUACCAUUGGUUUCCCUGUUCCUUUUUAAUGUUCACUCUAAGAAAUAAAGCUAUGAAUAAUGUAAAUUGUUUUAGCGUUAUUGUUACUUACAGCAGUUACACCUGGGAACCAUCAACCCAUUAAUUAGAGAAUAUAAUGGAAGUUUAAAUAUUUUUUGCUAUCUUUAAUACCCACAUGCUGAUUUGACAUCUGGCAAACCAUUAAUAAGGGGAUAUUUUAAUCAAACCAGAAAUUGAGUUUAGCCAAUCGCUCAGAUGGUAAUAAAUCUCUUCCUUGUGAAUGUGUUGCUAACAUUAGCGUAUGCAGUAGUUGGAUACGUUUGCUGACUGAAUAAACUUUUUUUUUUAAAUGA